This is a messenger RNA of Hydractinia symbiolongicarpus, 1709 nucleotides long. Its product is annotated as BTB/POZ domain-containing adapter for CUL3-mediated RhoA degradation protein 3-like. Gene Ontology annotation, molecular function: protein binding. Gene Ontology annotation, biological process: protein homooligomerization. The coding region runs from base 122 to 1036 and encodes 304 amino acids. The record is from RefSeq and is a predicted model, not a curated record. The transcript has 5 exons. NCBI's taxonomy places the organism in Eukaryota, Metazoa, Cnidaria, Hydrozoa, Anthoathecata, Hydractiniidae.
AACGGGAGUAUAAAUAUAAAAACAUGGCCGCCGUAAAUGUGUCGAGUCUGCAGUUAAAUUUGUUUACGUAAAGUUUUGAGAUAGAACCUUCUUAUUAUAAGUCUAAAUUCAAAAUUAACUUAUGAGGUUUUAUGUCAGGAUGUCUGGAGAAACUAUAAGUGUAGCUGAUGACAACUCCAAGGCUGUUUCAACUAAAUAUGUCAAGCUUAAUGUUGGAGGUUCUUUGUUUUACACAACUUUGGGAACAUUAACUAAAAGGUCAGAUAGUAUGCUUCGGGCAAUGUUCAGUGGAAGAAUGGAAGUUCUAACUGACAGCGAAGGAUGGGUUCUCCUUGAUCGAAGUGGAAAACAUUUUGACAGAAUCCUGAAUUAUCUACGUGAUGGCAAAAUUCCAAUGCCUGAUGAUAAAACUGAACUGAAAGAACUGCUGACAGAAACAAAGUUUUAUUGUUUACAAGAACUUACAAAUGAGGUUGAAGAAGCAUUAAAAAGAAAAGGAGACGAUGUCGAACCACAGUGUAAAGUUCCACUGAUGACCUCUCUCAAAGAAGAACGUAUAAUUAUUGCACGGUCUGAAAAACCUGUCAUCAAGUUGGUUUGUAAUCGAUACAGUAAUAAGUACUCCUACACCAGUCAAUCUGAUGACAAUAUGCUGAAAAAUCUCGAACUUUUCGAUAAACUUUCUUUACGAUUUAACGGGCGGAUAUUAUUUAUAAAAGACAUUAUUGCGAACGACGAAAUAUGUUGCUGGUCAUUUUACGGCAACGGCAAAAAAGUGACUGAAGUUUGUUGCACGUCUAUUGUGUAUGCAACGGAACGUAAACAAACCAAAGUGGAGUUUCCCGAAGCACGUAUAUACGAGGACACUUUAAAUGUGCUGUUGUUCGAGGGGCGCGGGGACCUUGCGGCACUUGAUCAUGAAUUGUUGCGAGCAACGAAAGCUAUGAAUCGUAACCGCGAGCGUGAGCGCGAAGAAAAUGAAGAAGGAACAAGCAUGAGGAGAAAUCGGAUACAUCAGCUAGCAAAUGAUCCGUGAAGCGUGUUUCUGUUGCGUCGUCUGAAGCGCUUCAACAAAAGGCUUUCCAAUAGCGAUAUUGUCAGAAAAAAAAAAGAAUACUAUCCGGAAUUUAGAAGCAAAGUGGAAUCUAUUUGAUUCGAUUUCAGAAUAGCUUUGGACAUUCUAUAUAAAAGCGCUUCGCCUUUAUGACUUCUCAUGCUGUGAAGUAUAGACGUCUUUUUAUAUGAAUUUAAAUGUUUUUAUACAGCAAUAUUUCUUGGUAAUUUGUCCGUUUCUUUAAAUGUUGUCUACAAUGGAAUAUUUUUUUAGUUUAAAUGAAAGAGUUUUGUCAGUCCUAUUGUGUGUACCGAUUAUUUUUGUCUUUUUAAUCAUGUUCACACAUUGCGGAUAGAGAUCGAAUUUUGUACCGGAUAACGUGUUUGUCAUCGAGCCUAUCCGGAGUGCAAAACAGAACAAGUCCGUUCGCUCCGCACUGUAACGGUAUCAUGUGAACAAAAUCAAAGAAACAAAAUGGCGACAUUAAACGUAAGCUCACGCUUUCUCUUUCAGUGACUACCUUUUUUUUAGUCAGACCUUUUAUUUUGCCUGUGCACAAUGAUUUGUAUCCGCAAUGUAUAAACAUGGUCUCAUCUGUAUGUGAACAAAAAUUGUAUACGACGUCUUAGAUUUUCUAAUUUAUACUUGAUAAAAA